Molecule: messenger RNA, 1889 nt
Organism: Meira miltonrushii
Lineage: Eukaryota; Fungi; Basidiomycota; Exobasidiomycetes; Exobasidiales; Brachybasidiaceae
Exons: 2
Coding region: 112-1695 (527 amino acids)
Source: RefSeq, a predicted model, not a curated record
ACAACGCAUUUACCGAGACCGGCUUCAGAUAAUAUUCUCCACAGUAUCCCUAAAGCAGCAUGAACGCCAUUCCCCCAAACUCACACCACAACCAUCAUCCUUUUUAUCACAAUGCCAGUAGCCACUUCCUCUUCUGGAAGAGCGCUUUACGAUCAUGCAUCCACUGCAUUCGUACAUAAUAUGCCAUUAGAGGCAUUGAGUACAAUUCAAUCUGCCAUACAAACCGGUCAAGCUCAAUCAACCCAACAAUUGGCCGAACAAUUCUUAGUUUUACAGAUAACGGCAUUGUGUGCGAUUUAUACGCCUAACGAUCAGGAUCAACUACGUUCUCGUAUCGAACAUUGGCAGCAAAGUUCAGGAAGGGACGUCCGUUUGCCCAACGAGAUAAGUGAACAACUCUCUCUACCGCCUGAUCAGUUCUUCGUACGACUUUGGUAUCAUACUCUAGCAUACUUUGAUUCAUGCCCUUCCUUGAAAUCCAUCAAGACCAAAGCUCCAUCGAGAAAUACCGCUACCAAAACUAUCUCGACAGAUGGCAUUCCGCCUGAGGCCGUUUCUGCUGCAUUACAAGUACCUGCAGGUGUGAUUGAAGCACUCAUUUUAGGAGCAUUGAAGAUCGAUGAGGAUGUCAAUCGCUCCACAGUACAGCCUAAUGGCAAGCUCAAUGGACAUAAAAAGGUCGACAAGACCAAAAGUGUGCCACAAGGUCUACAAUCAGCUCGUUCGAUUUGCGAGUGGGUUUUGUCCGCUUAUUCGGCAAGUACAGGUUUAGACCAGGUCAAGGAAGAGCGUAAACAUUUACAGGACCAAUACGGACGCACAAUUCGACUGUACGCUUUGGACAUCUUGGCUCUUCGUUUGCAGGAAUGGGAAUAUUCUGUCCAGAUGGUACGAUGUGCAAAAUUGAUCACAGAUGAUCCGAUCGAAUUGCAAGAAAGAGAGACACUUUUAGCCGAACUCGGAGAAGCACAAAUUCAAGCCGAAGCACGAAUCGAUCGUCAUCAGGCUGCAAAAGAGAGAGCCAGACGGAUCCUACAGCAGCAGGUAGAGAAGCGAAAAAUGUCUGCUAGCUUGGACGAUUUGGCAUCCCAACAAGCACAGAAGCGUACAGCUCAGUCCCAAGCUUCUAAUGCCAAAUCAACAAAUGGGACUGCAAAUUCAAAGAGUAGAACUGCCUCAAACCACUCAUUGCCCCCAGUAGAGAAAGAUGCUGGUAAUCGUGAUAGCACGGAGGCGGCAAAGGGGGUAAAGUCUGCAAGAGCUUCUUCCAAUCGUUCACAAUCUUCCUCUCCCACUAUAGAACGCAAGGAAGCUGAUAUAAUCAAAGAUCUCGCUCCGCAAUCGGGCCAUGAAGCGAGAAGGCCAGGGCAAGUUGUAAAUUCGGCUUCGGCCAUUGCCUCUUUUCGGGCAACUCUACGAAUUUGGUUGCAGCAUUUCGGUGGCGUGCCUGCAGUUCUUUUAGCACUUUUUGCCAUCUUUUCAAUAUCAAGAAAGUUGUUUCAGCUCUUGCAAGGAAGAGCGGAUAGAUUAAGCAAUAGUACCAGAUCUACUCGCAUUGCGUCAUCGGGUCCACAACCCCGACUUGCUGUCAAACAAUCAGGCACGCCAGCCUCGCAGCAGCAAGGAUUUAUCUCUGCCAUUUGGACCAAAUUAACCGAUACGGUCCGAAUGGGCACUCAAGUGACUUAUUUGUGAAAUCAAAGGAACUCUUUUUGAGAUCGAUAAACGAUCACCCUUUACUUUUGUUCAAAUUUUCCUAUGAUAUAAACGAAAGUGAAUUUAAGCGAGAUUUAGAUUCAAGAGUAUUAAAAGCGAGAUUUAGAUUCAAGAGUANNNNAAGCGAGAUUUAGAUUCAAGAGUAUUAAAAGCGAGAUUUAGAUUCAAGAGUA